Molecule: messenger RNA, 1026 nt
Organism: Salarias fasciatus (jewelled blenny)
Lineage: Eukaryota; Metazoa; Chordata; Actinopteri; Blenniiformes; Blenniidae
Product: homeobox protein Nkx-2.3-like
Exons: 2
Coding region: 13-1026 (337 amino acids)
Biological process (GO): regulation of transcription by RNA polymerase II; cell differentiation
Cellular component (GO): nucleus
Molecular function (GO): DNA-binding transcription factor activity, RNA polymerase II-specific; RNA polymerase II cis-regulatory region sequence-specific DNA binding
Source: RefSeq, a predicted model, not a curated record
GAGCUGGAUGACAUGAUGCUGCAGAGCCCGCUCACCUCCACGCCGUUUUCUGUCAAGGAUAUCCUGAAGCUGGAGCAGCAGCAGCAGCAGCAGCAGCAGCAGCAGCAGUCCGGGUCCCUGGAGCUCACACACCGGGUCCACAGCCAGCAGCAGCAGCAGCAGCAGCAUUUCCAGACCCCACCGUCCUGUAUGCUGGCCGGGGCCCGGGACAGCCCGUCCUUCUCGGACGGGGAGGACAACUUGGCUUACCUGAGCGCGCUGGCGGUGCGGGAGGAGGAGCGCGGGGACACCAGCCUCUCCCCGGACAUGUACGUCCACCACGGCCUACAGGGAGCCAAGCUGGAGGCCGCCGAGCUGGAGGAGCAGGAGAGCAAGAGCUGCGGGCUGCUGCCCCGGGAGGAGGCGGCGGACGGCGGCCCCGGUGAGUCGGAGCGGCCGGUGCAGAAGCAGCGGAGCCGGCGGAGGCCCCGGGUGCUCUUCUCCCAGGCGCAGGUCUUCGAACUGGAGCGGCGCUUCAAGCAGCAGCGCUACCUGUCCGCCCCGGAGCGGGAGCACCUGGCCACCACGCUCAAGCUCACCUCCAACCAGGUCAAGAUCUGGUUCCAGAACCGCCGCUACAAGUGCAAGCGGCAGCGGCAGGACAAGUCCCUGGAGGCGGCGGGGCAGCAGCAGCAGCACCACCCGCCGCCCCCGCCGCGGCGCGUGGCCGUGCCGGUGCUGGUCCGGGACGGGAAGCCGUGUCUUGGCGGCGCGCAGGGCUACGCCGCGGCCGCUCCGUAUGGAUCCAACCCGUACAGCUAUAACGGAUACCCCGCCUACACCUACAACAGCCCCGCGUACAACUCCAACUACAGCUGCACCUACAGCAGCAUCCCGGCGCUGCCCGCCGCCGGCGCGCAGAACGCCUUCAUGAACGUGAACCUGGGGAACGUGAGCGGCCUCGCCGGCUCCACGCAGGCCCAGACACACCCUGGGACCACGGUCACGUCCUGCCAGGGCUCCCUGCAGGGGAUCCGGGCCUGGUAG